AUGGUUGUGGAGGAGGGAAUUUUGGCAGAUUUGAAUAAUCUUAAGGAAGUUAUGCCUUUGGAUUUGCGAAUAGAUGAAUUGAUACGGGUUCCUAGACGUAAUCUCAGUUCCAGUGAACUGGAAAACGAAACUACUUUGGGUCAAUCUGGAUUAAGAGACCACCUUUGUUGUGUUAUCUGUUCUGGCAUAAUCCAAAAUUGUGUAGUAAUAAAAACUUGCCUACACCGCUUCUGCUCAACUUGUAUAGAAAAAUGUUUUCGCUCAGGAAUCAGAGAAUGCCCACAAUGCAGGAAACAUGUCCCAUCAAAGCGAUUUCUUCAUCACGAUGCAAUUUUUGACUCUAUCAUUACAACACUAUUUCCUAAUGUAAAACUAAUUAAUGACUUAAAUGACUCACUAACUCUCAUAAAAAAUAAAAAGUUGUUACUUUUGCGCAAUAAUGAACUACUGAAUCAAAGAUCUUUUUUUCGGGGCAAUGGCUUUAUCAAAACUUCGGAUUUAGAUAUUAUUUUUGACAACAGAUCGAAUAUAUUGGAUAACUUCGAGAUAAUUAGUAAAUUAUUUAUGUUCAAGGAAAAUUGCAAUAUAUGCCGCACAGAUGGUAUGUCAAUUGAUCCAUUUGGCGAUAAUGUAUGCAAUUGCAAUUAUAUACGCGGGUUGCGUGGUAUACUUAGCCUACUAGAUAGUAACCAGAGGCAAAAAGAAUUCCGUCAGGCUAGAAAAGCAGUGUUGAAUGCUCAACCUCUUCCUCCACCCUGUGGGCUGACCCAUUUUAGGCUCACACCUAAACUAGCGAAUAAUACCACUCAAAGCAACAAUUCUGUGGGCUUUGAGUUUCUUUCUAGAAGUAAUAUUACGUUGCGUGCUCUCAGCAAGUUUCUCAUCUCAAAAUUCAACAGUACAAAUCACUCAAGCCAAUUCACAGGGAACACAAAAUAUACAACAAAAGAGCAUCAAAAACCAUUUGCCCUUAGGGAUACAUUGGCUUACAUUAGAAAUGUUUCACAUGUGCUUUCACACGAUACUUUAGUGUUAUACUACUCACAAUAA
Molecule: messenger RNA, 1050 nt
Organism: Babesia microti strain RI
Lineage: Eukaryota; Apicomplexa; Aconoidasida; Piroplasmida; Babesiidae
Product: E3 ubiquitin-protein ligase RING2-B
Exons: 8
Coding region: 1-1050 (349 amino acids)
Cellular component (GO): ubiquitin ligase complex; PcG protein complex
Molecular function (GO): ubiquitin protein ligase activity; chromatin binding; metal ion binding
Source: RefSeq, a predicted model, not a curated record